UCUAGUUUAGACCAGGUAGUGCAGCCUUGGUUAAGGGCUAUAAGACAGGCAGACAGGACAGUCCACCACCACACUACCCACUCUGCAGGAUGAAGGUGUUUUUGCUCCUGUCUCUGCUGGCUCCUGUAGCCGUCCUCUCUCAGUUCUACCUCCCUCAGGACUGUGACGACAUCUAUCAACAUGACAACACCAAACCCAGUGGGGUGUACACCAUCUACCCUGGGGGUCCCAUCACACCCCUGCACGUCUACUGUGACAUGGACACAGAUGGAGGGAGGUGGACUGUGUUCCAAAGGAGAAUGGAUGGAACAGAGAACUUCUACAGACCCUGGGCGCACUACAAAUCUGGCUUUGGGAAUGUGGCUGGAGAGUACUGGCUGGGUCUGGACAACAUCUUCCUCCUGACGAUGAGGAAGAAGAGUGAGCUGAGGGUGGACAUGGAAGACUUUGAGGGAGGGAAGGUUAAUGCUAAAUACACCUCCUUCUCCAUUGAUCCUGAGAACUACGGAUACACACUGAGACUGGGCAGUUAUGUAGACGGAGGGGCAGGAGACUCCAUGUCGUAUAGCAACGGCAUGAAGUUCAGCACCUACGACAACGACCAGGACACCUGGGGCGACCACUGUGCCAGGCGCCACAUGGGUGGAUUCUGGUACGGUGCCUGUUCGAAUGCCAACCCUAACGCCCUGUAUGCCCCACAUCCGGCAACGUCUUUCACUUAUGUGUGUGUUUAUUGGCAUCACUGGAAAGGGGAAAACUGCUCUCUGAAAAGCAUUUCCUUUAAGAUCAGGGCUGUCUCUGAUGCUGUGGCUGUCCAGGAGCAGGAGUAACAUACCUGACUCUAUCAGUCCUGACCUAAUGUCACCAUCUCAAAAUGACUA
Messenger RNA from Coregonus clupeaformis (lake whitefish), 881 nucleotides. Its product is annotated as microfibril-associated glycoprotein 4-like. NCBI's taxonomy places the organism in Eukaryota, Metazoa, Chordata, Actinopteri, Salmoniformes, Salmonidae. The coding region runs from base 90 to 830 and encodes 246 amino acids. Gene Ontology annotation, biological process: elastic fiber assembly. The record is from RefSeq and is a predicted model, not a curated record. The transcript has 5 exons.